CGGAAUUUCAGUGCGCUUUUUGUUUCCUUGUGUCGCCGCGGACCGGCUGUGCUGAAAUUUCCAUCACAAAAGUUGUAAAAUUUGAUCCCAUUUUGUCCGUCUUUACUUGUACGCCUCCGCCUAAACCACGUGUGAAACGACGCCGUAUCCCCCGUGUAUCAUAAUCGAAAUAGAUCGAACAGCUGUCCUCAUCAAACUGCAGUGUACUGUGUUGGUGCGAUCGGUGUCUGAGGUUGCGAUGAGGUGCGGCCACCAGUCCGUGUAGAGAGCGAAAACAUCCGGAAGUUGAUACAAUACUUCCUGUGGUGCCGUUUACUGCGCGUAAUAUUGAACCGCGUUCGCAUCCGUCGUCGGAUGAGCGCUGGGUCACACACUGGCCAGGAUGGGAGCGAUGAAUACCGUGUACAAUCGUAGCAUUCAUGCUAUUUUCUGCGUCAACCUCAGCUAGUUCACCUUUGCUCGGCUCCUGCUAGCGCCUGAGAAUUCAAAGGGUGAACCGGGAUAGUCGAGUGUGCGUCCAAGAGCUGAUUGUGUGCGAAGAGUAGGUGCAACGGAGUGUAUAGUAGGAAUCAAACGAUCACUGCUCUAAACAGGAGGGAGCAAGCAAACAACCUCCGAGUGGCGCAGCGGUAAAAGUACACACCGUCUGCAAAAAAAAAAACGAGCGAAAAAACAUCGUCCUACUGUUCUUCUGACCAUCUGACAUCAUCAUCACGCAGAUUGGUGUGUUUACUGCAUCUCCACACCCACCACAUCACGCGCAACGGGCCAACGGUAUAGGGAAGGAAUAUCAGCUAUCAUAUCCCGGGGACACGAAUUUGACUUGUUUCUACUAUUCCCCCGUACACUGGCAAAAUGGUGAAGGAAAAGCCAAACUCGAUACGCAUCUACGACAAGGACGGAUACCGUCGCCGCGCCGCCUGUAUUUGCGUACGAUCGGAGGCAGAAACUGAAGUUUUGUUGGUCACCUCGUCAAGAAGACCAGAGCUAUGGAUCGUCCCGGGCGGUGGCGUCGAACCGGAAGAGGAAGCUUCACUAACCGCAACAAGAGAGGUCCUGGAAGAAGCUGGUGUAAUGGGUGAAUUAGGCCGCUGUCUUGGCGUGUUUGAGAACACCGAACACAUGCACCGCACCGAAGUGUUCGUAAUGGUCGUCACCCAAGAGCUGGACGAAUGGGAAGAUUCGAAAACGAUCGGCCGCAAACGACAGUGGUUCUCGAUCGAGGAGGCCCUGUCGCAGCUGGCGCUGCAUAAACCGACCCAGCGCCAUUACCUGCAGCAGCUGCGACACUCGAAGCACCGGACGUCCUCUGCCUCCGAUCCACCGCCCAUUAUAUCCGAACACGAUAACGACGAUUUUACAAGCGAACCAGAAACGAACAACUGUACAGCAUCGCCGGACGAUAUCGUUGCCGGCGAGAAGGAUAAUACGACCGGAUCGACUCCUACCACGCCUCCGCCCGCCUCCUGCUGCGACACAGUGACAGACGACGAUGGUGAACCUGCCGUGAAUGCUGUCGAUCCAGCCUCACCGCCACCAACUCCAACCGCUUAAAUCUCACCCCAUCAAAAACUGCACUGCGUUUAUCGAUAUUUUAGUACCCGCGUACAGAGAGGGAAGAGCUUCUUCAUCAGCAGCCGCACACACAGGGCACGGUGUAUUUCUGUUUAUGCAUCUUGUUGUAGCAGGUUUUGUUUUUCAUCACUCAUUAUUCCUUUUUGUUGUCGCAUCUUACCACUCGAAUACUUUCGGAAAUAUGCGCGAGAAGAGCUGGGUUAACAGGAUAUUGUGUUGCUGCUACUUUGUGCUGUGCUAAGAGAAGGCGACGUCGACUGCGUAAACCUAACUGACUACGAACGAACUAGCUUCGCUCUUUAAUCGGGCUGCAAUAAGAUGCGUACCACCAUCACCACCCACACCCACAAACAGCAAAGCCAUUGGGAGCUCUAGAAACGAAACAAAAAUCAUACCAAAUUUUACCGCUGUGCAUUGCUGUUGCUUCGCCUUAAGAUUUUGGACACCACCGUUUGGAAGAAAGCGUAAACGAUAAGAUACAACACAAAAAGAGGAAAAGUGCGAAUUGUGAAGAUAAAAACGAGCAGUGAUUAUGAAAUGGCAGUCGUGGAAAGAGAACGGAGGAUACAGUUUUGCUUAUUUCUCUUUUCCUUUGCUAGAAAGCGAUUCAUGCCAAUCAUACCAGAAAACCCUACCCCCCGAACGCCCGGUUUUGCAGGGAAAGGAAGUAGCCCAACAGCGCGUUAUACACUCAUCGCCACAGGAUCAUUGAGCGCUAUAUUGAGUAUAGUUUUGUGGCGCGUGUUUAGAGCUCGCACUAGUUUUGUUGCAAUCCGGAGAACGAAUUGUUGCUUUCCUUGUUAUAAUACAUUCGUUCGAUACGUUCAAUUCGCUUGGUAUUGCCGUCUUGUAGUUGCAAGAAGUACACGGGCGAGCAGCGCUUACGUGCGCAAAGAUAAUGGAAACAAUCUUAACCGAUAAAUGGUGAACGAGCUAGAUAGAAACUGGUACCGUGGGGUACGGUGCUUUCCCAGCAGGAACAUGUAGAAACAAAAAGCGAGCAAAAAAGCUAUAUAGAUGCAAUGAACUAGCAAUUAUUAAGAAGAGAUACACACACACACACACACACAAAACAAUUUAACUACUAGGAAUACUAUGGAACAGUGUUACAGUCCCACAGAAGCUCCCGUUUAAGUUUUUAAAAAAGCCAAUUACAGUCUUUGGGCCAUAUGUUACUAAAAGGAAAUGUAUCACUCAAUGAGGGAAGCCUAGAUAAUACUAACAAAAACCUGUCACACUCAUCCGCAUUCGAGGGGGAAAGAAAGAUUUUUUUACUAAAAUAUUAUUGCAAUUGCAUAAUGCACACAGACAGACACACCGACACAUGGCAGAGAAACAAACUGAUGUGAAGCAAACAUUAAAUAUACAUCUAUAUAUAUAUUAUAUACAAACUCUGGUGCAUUAUGCACGUGAGAGUGCUUCUUUAAUAAGUGGGAAAGGUGAUUGUUGUUAGGGCUGACUUCUAAGGCCACGCACACUCACACACACACAGCUUAUAUUACACAGAGUGAGAAUGAUAAACCGGAUGCAAACGUUUAGGGAAAAUGAAAGUGAAACUUUUGCUCUACCGCCGUGGAAAGUAUUCGGUAAAGUGCGGUGUGUGUGCGUGUUAUGGGCGAAAAAAAAAGAUUAAAAAACGAAAUUAACAGAACCAACCAUUUGCUACUACUACUACUAACGAUGAGCACGAACUGGCAAAGCAAGGCGGGACCGGCGCGAUAUAUAGUAGUGCGUACGUGGUGGGAUAGGUUGCGUUAAGAUUUACUAAAUUAUACCUUUAACUACUUAUACUAAUGAUA
This is a messenger RNA of Anopheles stephensi (Asian malaria mosquito), 3374 nucleotides long. It is a transcript of the gene Aps, whose product is annotated as diphosphoinositol polyphosphate phosphohydrolase 1. Gene Ontology annotation, biological process: adenosine 5'-(hexahydrogen pentaphosphate) catabolic process; diphosphoinositol polyphosphate metabolic process; diadenosine pentaphosphate catabolic process. Gene Ontology annotation, cellular component: nucleus; cytoplasm. Lineage: Eukaryota; Metazoa; Arthropoda; Insecta; Diptera; Culicidae. The record is from RefSeq and is a predicted model, not a curated record. The transcript has 5 exons. The coding region runs from base 856 to 1554 and encodes 232 amino acids. Gene Ontology annotation, molecular function: endopolyphosphatase activity; bis(5'-adenosyl)-hexaphosphatase activity; bis(5'-adenosyl)-pentaphosphatase activity.